GGAAUAACAAGUGCGAUGUCUAAAGCCUAAUAGUGCCUAUUGUUAGCAUCACUAAUUAAGGUUUAAUUUGAAAAGUGGCGCCGGAUGCAGAUAACGUGUUUUGAGUUUUCGAUUGCACAACCACGGAGGUACGCGGUGCAAGCUACCUCUCACACAAACACACACCCACUCGUACAGGUGUGUGCAGCGUGAGCGUCGUCAUCCAGCAACAGCGACCGAAAUGCAUCAGCGAGCGGCCGAGAACAGGCUGAGCAUAGCGUACACCCUCCUGGUGGCGCUCGGAGCUACGGCGAGCAUCACCGCUGGCAUAGCCUGGGGUCAUUGGAAGGAUACACUGGCUAACAGCAGCAUCCGAAAUGCAAGCUGCAUCCUAUACGCAAGGCACACUCAGCUCCAUUUCGUUGGCGGUGAGAUCGCUCCGUGCAUCUGGGUGACUUUCGGUCCGCUCAUCUACGUCCUCUUCUGCGUAGGCUUGGCUUGUUUCCAUGGUUUCCGUGUGCUUUUCGGUACGAAGGGCACCCACACGAGGACCAUAACAACCAUCAACGAGGCUGGAGAAACGGUGAUCAUGCAAGCAGUUCAAUCCGAGCAGACGUCGCCGUUGCCGAGGGCCUACUGGAUAGUCGGUUCAGUCUUCUGCUGCGUCUUCACGGCGUACAGCUUGGCUCACUUCUCCAUCUACUUGGACGGUUACCUGGAGACGUGCAAACAGUACCGUCAGACUUUGAUCAAGUUGCUCGGCGUUCACGGAACAGUAAUGCCCGUCAUCCACGGUCGUCUCGCCUGCAACGCCGUCUUCGAUUUCAUGGACUACAUGCAACCGGAUACGGGAAACGCUUACCGCGAUGGCUUCAUCAACACCGCAGCGGAUCUCAUCAUCGGCAUUGUCUCCUCAACCUUCUCGUGGGUAAUCUUCUUGUAUGCGGCCUUCGUCAACAUCAAAUUCGCCCGUAUGAAAUGAACCUCUUAAAACCCAUAAUUUUAUACCACAACAUGCAAACACAUUAAAAAUAACAUUUUAAAUACUCAAUACAACCACAAAAAACAAUUGAAAUAAUCAGUUACAGUCUCAAACUAGGAGAUCUCACAGCAACAAAACUUCAAUCUUAUUUUAGUGCCAGCAACCAUAAAUCAAGUUUAGUACAAUACAUAGUACAAAAAAAAAGGAACAGGGAUUUACUAAUUACCAAAAUUUUGCAGUUACCUUUAAUUUUCAGGAACCUUUAAUACAUAGUAAUCUUUAUGAAACUAAUAUCUAGACAAAGCGACAAGAGGAACAAAUAGUGCAAUUUAACAUUCAGUAAAAAAAUGUAAUAGAAAUUGUUAUCAUCUUGCCGUUCAGAUGUUUCCUCUUAGCGUUUGUUUCAUGCCAUGCAUCACUUAUAUUUCGCUUUAGUAAUUUAAUCUUAUUAGAUUUAGUUUUCUUCGUUCGGUUGAAAUUUGUAUUGAAUACAUCAAAUAAAUAAACAACUUAUAUCUUUAUUGAAUCGAAAUAGACACAGUGACCAUUUUAGUUUAUAUUUUCAUUC
Messenger RNA from Nicrophorus vespilloides, 1529 nucleotides. RefSeq lists its product as uncharacterized. Bases 221 to 961 code for a protein of 246 amino acids. The transcript has 4 exons. The record is from RefSeq and is a predicted model, not a curated record. Lineage: Eukaryota; Metazoa; Arthropoda; Insecta; Coleoptera; Silphidae.